AUGACAAGCACCUGCCCUGGCCCUGGAAGCGCCGAUGAACCUUACGCGGCGACCAACUUCCUUCUUCAAUUCCAUUUCUCUUCCUGUUUCUGUCCUUACUUCUCGUUUCGUUCAGGAAUUGCAUUUGUUGUCCGUCGACUGUUCUUACUUCCCCCUCACCACCGAAUUUUCUCCUUAGGCCACUUGCCUCGGAGGCUCGUCGACAACUCUGCUCUCGUUAUCUAA
Penicillium verrucosum is the source of this 225-nucleotide messenger RNA. RefSeq lists its product as uncharacterized. Lineage: Eukaryota; Fungi; Ascomycota; Eurotiomycetes; Eurotiales; Aspergillaceae. The record is from RefSeq and is a predicted model, not a curated record. Bases 1 to 225 code for a protein of 74 amino acids. The transcript is spliced from 2 exons.